UGUAAAGCGAGAAACUGUAAGACAUGUGGAGGAUACUCGUUCGAAAAUUCACGGGCCUCCUCCUUGUGGUAACUGCGGCGGUGUUUCUUGUGGUCGGCUUGCAGGAGCCUCGGCCCGGCCCUCGGCCCAAGGCCCACUUCUCUUCACAGCGACCUCGGAACGCGACCGUGGGACCCAGGUCGCCAACACAUACGAACCGAUCCAAGAUGACGACAGAUUUUAACGGAAAGUGGAAACUGGUGGACUCGGACAACUUUGAUGCUUAUUUACAAGCCGUGGGGGUUAACUUCAUGAUCCGUCAGCUGGCGAAAGCGGCGACUCCCCGGCAGGAGGUCCAGCAGAACGGGGACAACUUCGUCAUCACGAGCAGCGGACUGCAGACCAAAGUCACCACCUUCACUAUCGGGGAGGAGUUCGAGGAUGACUCACCAAUUGGGAAAGUCAAGGUUAUAAUUUCCAAGCUAGCAACCAAGAUGGCCUUCACCGGAAACUGGAAGCACGUCGAGUCGGAGAACUUCGAGGACUAUCUGAAGGCCCUUGGCGUAGGCUUUGCGAUGCGUAAGAUCGCAGUAAACACCAGCCCUCGGAUAGAAAUCCAACAAGAUGGUGACAACUUCAAGAUCAAGACCGUCGGCCCCAAGACCAGGGAGGUCAGCUUUAAGGUCGGGGAGAACUUCGAAGACGAAAUGCCGUUGGGCAAAGUCAAGGUGACUCCGACUUGGGAUGGAGACAAGCUGCAUUUCGACGUUGACUCGCCCAAGGGCAAACUGGUGACCGAACGAGAGAUCCGAGAUGACGGGCGAAUGUACAUGGUGAUGACCGCACCGGACGGGACCAAGUGCACCAGGAUCUUCGCCAAGGAGUAACCAUGGCAACCUGUCACCAUGGCAACCUGUCACUAUGGCAACCGGUGGCCGGGGCAACUGGCCAUAUGGCAUCUGCAACAUACUUUUGUUUAUAAAAAAACAUCUCAUGCAUUACAUGCAACAAAAUUAACGUAGAUUAGGGUCAUACAAAAGUUAAUAAACCUGUAAAUUUCUUUCAGUACAAAGCUGUCUUUUUUCUUUAAUCCGUGUUUUUUAAAGUGGCAUGUACAUGUUGAAAGUCCAUCGUACGUCAACUUUAUGCCCAAACUUAACUGCAAUAAGAUGCCCAUAUAAGGCAAUGUCAAAAGUAUGAAGUUUUGCUUGGACUUAAGACCAUGAUGUCAUUGUUUGUCAAAAGCACUCAUUCUGUAUGUCAACGGCCGAGAGGUCGACGAAAAAGAUAAGAAUUCCACGAAAUUCUUACAUUUCCUGUUCCGGGAAAGCAUGAUACACGUUGGAACAACAGCACAAGGAUCCUGCCUUGUUAACGUUCGAUAGAAUAUGGCGUCUCCAUGGCAACGGCCGCCAUGUUGGUUAGGUGACCUCAAAGUCAUUGGACGUGACCAUGUGUUGCCAAUGUUGUGUAAAAAUAGAAAUAGACCUGCAACAGAACUAGCGAUGGCGUUUUCUAAGAUUUAGUUAUGUUUUCUAAAUUAUAUUCAU
Molecule: messenger RNA, 1529 nt
Organism: Branchiostoma belcheri (Belcher's lancelet)
Lineage: Eukaryota; Metazoa; Chordata; Leptocardii; Amphioxiformes; Branchiostomatidae
Exons: 8
Coding region: 24-866 (280 amino acids)
Biological process (GO): fatty acid transport
Cellular component (GO): nucleus; cytosol
Molecular function (GO): fatty acid binding
Source: RefSeq, a predicted model, not a curated record